UUACUUUUUAGCAUUAAAUUGUCAUGCUCUGUGUUUGGAACAGCCUGUAAAAUGCUGAAAUAGGUGAGUUGUAUCUGUCUUCAUAUUUGGAGGUGCUAUUGUGGCGGCUAUGCAGUGAAUUAUUUGGUUGCAUUGGAUUUUGCUUUUUAGGAAGGGUGUGUUUGUACUUUGGAUGGAAGAAUUAUCCUUUCCUCCCCUUCCAACAUACUGUAGUGUAACUUUGGGUAGAGCUGCUUCAAACAUUGCGUGGAGAUUUGAUCACUAUUUUGUGUUGUGGAAAGUCGAAACAGGAAGCAGUGUUUUUUCAGUUGUGGUGCGGCAAAUCUGGUUAUUGAAUUGAAAAUACGAGUGUCAGGGUGUGAGAGUUGGCUUCACUGAAUGCCAGCCUAUACACACUGGUGGGGAAAUGACGAGAUGGAUAUAAUGUCAGAAGAUGCAUUUAAAAAAAGAUAUUAGAAAAGGGCAUAUAUUCUAUGAAAGUGGCAAUUCUUUUUUCUGGUUGAACCAAGUGAUUUACAAGACUCGGCUUUCCUUAAUGCUGUUGUGAAGGUUUACUGCACCCACACUGCCCCGGAUUAUUCACUUCCUUGGCAAAAACAGAGACAAUACACUAGCACUGGAAGUGCAUUUAUGAUUGGAGAUAGGAAACUAUUAACGAAUGCACAUUGUGUGGAACAUGAUACCCAGGUCAAAGUAAAGAAAAGAGGGGAUGAUUCAAAAUAUGUGGCUAAGGUUUUGGCUAGAGGUGUUGAUUGUGAUAUAGCUUUGCUUUCAGUAGAAAAUGACGAGUUUUGGAGAGAUGUGGAACCUCUCACAUUUGGACGUUUGCCACAUCUUCAGGAUUCUGUAACUGUUGUGGGAUAUCCUCUUGGAGGAGACACAAUUUCAGUGACAAAGGGAGUUGUAUCUCGUAUAGAGGUCACAUCAUAUGCUCAUGGAUCGUCUGAUUUGCUGGGUAUUCAAAUUGAUGCAGCAAUAAAUCCUGGUAAUAGUGGAGGCCCAGCAUUCAAUGACCAAGGGGAAUGCAUCGGAGUAGCGUUUCAGGUCUUCAGAUCUGAAGAGGCUGAGAAUAUUGGAUAUGUGAUUCCUACAACUGUUGUAUCUCAUUUUUUGAUCGACUAUGAAAAGAAUGGCAGGUAUACUGGUUUCCCUUGCCUUGGAGUACUUAUACAGAAGCUAGAGAACCCUGCACUACGAGCAUGGUUGAAAGUACAGUCCAAUGAGGGGGUAUUGGUACGGAGAGUUGAACCUACUUCUGAUGCAAUUAACGUAUUAAAAGAGGGUGAUGUGAUUGUCAGCUUUGAUGAUGUUCGUGUUGGUAGUGAAGGAACAGUCCCAUUCAGAACAAAUGAGCGAAUAGCCUUUCACUUCCUCAUCAGUCAAAAAUUUUCAGGUGAUACUGCAGAGCUUGGUAUCAUCAGAGCAGGGUCAUUUAUGAAAACUAAAAUUGUUUUAAACUCACGAGUCCAUUUGGUUCCCUAUCACAUUGAUGAAGGUCAGCCUUCCUAUCUAAUAAUUGCUGGUUUAGUGUUCACACCCCUCUCAGAGCCAUUGAUUGAGGAAGAAUGUGAAGACUCUAUAGGGCUAAAAUUAUUGGCAAGGGCGCGUUAUUCAUUAGCAAGGUUUAAAGGGGAGCAAAUUGUAAUUCUUUCGCAGGUCUUGGCAAAUGAAGUCAACAUAGGUUAUGAAGACAUGGGCAAUCAGCAGGUUGUAAAAUUCAAUGGAACUCGAAUUAAAAACAUUCAUCACCUUGCGCAUCUCGUUGAUUCAUGCGAGGACAGGUAUCUGCGAUUUGAAUUUGAAGAUAGCUAUGUAGCUGUUUUAGAGAGAGAAGCUGUUGCUGGUGCUUCAUCCUCCAUACUGAGUGAUUAUGGAAUCCCAUCUGGAAGAUCAUCUGAUCUUUCAAAACCUUAUGUUGAUACACUAGAAGGUGAUCAACCAGGGAACCAGGAAUUUGGUGAUAGCCCAGUUUCAAAUUUUGAAAUUGGCUCUGAUGGACUACUCUGGGCGUAAGAAACUUGCACCUGAUGGUAUCACUGAAAUCUCACGGGGCGGCGUUAUUCGAAGCAAGCAAUCUCAAUUUUGGCUGCAGAAUGAGCUGCAUAAGUAUGAAGCAACCUUAAUGUGAAGACAUGAAUGCUUAUAUGCUACACUGGGGCAUAUCAGAAGCGACCUAUUAGGGUAGGACUGUAAGAAAGAGAGCUCAUAAUUAUUUCUUUCUCUUUUUAGUUUUAUUCUUGUGUCAAUCUUCUUGAUUUGAUGAACCUGAAUGAUCACUUCGGGUUUGAAGUCUAAAUUUUUUCACACAUUCUAUAUUUUUAAGGAAAUAGUGGACAUAGGAGUGACUCGAAUACCUCUUUGAUGUAAUCAAUGUAACAUUUUUCAAUACAUUGAUUUUACAUUUGUUCUGAUUGAAGUUAAAAUUAUAUCAAUGUCACAUUUAUGAAAUUAUCAGUGCUAAGUUUGAGUA
This is a messenger RNA of Vigna radiata var. radiata (mung bean), 2470 nucleotides long. RefSeq names its product protease Do-like 2, chloroplastic. Lineage: Eukaryota; Viridiplantae; Streptophyta; Magnoliopsida; Fabales; Fabaceae. Gene Ontology annotation, molecular function: protein binding; serine-type endopeptidase activity. The coding region runs from base 631 to 2013 and encodes 460 amino acids. The record is from RefSeq and is a predicted model, not a curated record. Gene Ontology annotation, biological process: proteolysis. The transcript is spliced from 21 exons.